Paracoccidioides brasiliensis Pb18 is the source of this 2814-nucleotide messenger RNA. RefSeq lists its product as uncharacterized. Gene Ontology annotation, biological process: glucan catabolic process. Gene Ontology annotation, cellular component: extracellular region; cell surface. The transcript is spliced from 3 exons. The record is from RefSeq and is a predicted model, not a curated record. Bases 1 to 2814 code for a protein of 937 amino acids. Gene Ontology annotation, molecular function: beta-glucosidase activity.
AUGCCACACCAACCACACGAACGGGAGCGGGUCGAAUACCGCUCUCGCUCUCGCGAUCGUGAUCGGAGACAAUACCGCUACCAACGCGGCAAUACACACGAUAGAAACGAAUACACUUCCAACACGUACAAUGAUAAUGACCACGAUGCUCAAGAUGAUGACAAUAAUGGCGAUGACGUUUUCGACGAUCAAAGACGGAGCAGACGCGCCCAUCCCAAUUCCUCUUCCCGUCCUAUAACCCGCCAUUCGCUUGCCUAUCGAACGCAGCCAAGCCAACACCACCAACAACGACGGACACGCCGUGGAGAUUACGACUACGAUGAUGUUGACGACGAUGAGGAUUCUGCAUCAGCUGUCAUAGUCGUUGACUCAAGACCCAACUUUGCCCGUCCGCCAAAUGUCAGACCCAGCCCUGUUCGUGUCGAGAGGCGGCGGAGUACAAGUCGAGCUGCAGAUAAUUAUAAUUCAGGGAUUCAGAAGUCAAGACAUAAAGCUAAAGAGUCGCCUGCCACCUCACCUGUUAAGAAGAAGGACCGCGAACGAGAUCGCGAGGGGAGACUGCAGCGAGAGAGUACUGCGGAUGAAGAAUGUGCGAUGAAGGGUCGCGUUAGGGAUCGGAGGAAAGGGGAAUGGGACGACAAUGAUCGUGGCGCUUUUGAUACAGAUAGAGACCGCGAGAGAAAAAGGAGAAAGGAAAUGGGUACAGAUCGGGCUAGAAAUAAAAGGGUGCGGAGUAAGAAGCCUAAACAUGCCAGUACUGAUUCUGCAAAUAGUGCGACAGUAUUGCUCAAUGCAGAUGCGUUGGCGAAAUUGAACGCAGCUACGUCAAAAAAGGAAGCAGAAGAAAAAACUAGUGCUGAGAAGGAGGAGAAGGCGUUUUUGGAGAAGAAAAAGAAGAGGAGAAAGGAGGAGGAAAGGGAGAGGGAGAGGGACAAAGGUAUCUUGGUUGGGAAAGGGGGGGAAAGCGGUGGCUGGUUUGGGAAGAGGUUAGUUUCCGGUGCGUUUUUAGAAGAAGGGAGAAGUCCAGAGUUGAGAACCCGAGGGGGUGGGGGGCGGGGUGCGGGAAAAGAGGAGAAGGGGAGGAGAGGGGGUGGAGGUGGAGAUGGAGGAGGUGGUGUUGUGGGCGGAUUUUUCAGUUGGAGUAGGAAGAAGAAAAUAUGGGUUCUUGUUGGUGUGUUGGCGCUCCUAUUGGUUAUUGUCAUCCCCAUUGCCGCCUUGGUAGCGAAGAAGAAAGGUGAAGAUCAUGAUGGGGACUCUAAUACGCAGCCGGGAGACUCGCCACAAUCGCAGACGCCACCAAGAAAGGAGUUGGAGAGUUUUGAUGAGAAGUCCCUUCCGGAGAGCGCUAAGAAAACAUACUUUGAUCCCCGUACUUGGUAUGACACGGCAGAUAUGAAUGUUACAUAUACCGAAGAAACAGUGGGUGGCCUCCCUAUUAUGGGACUGAACUUGGCCUGGGACGAUUCUGCCCAAGCAAACGAACAUGUUCCCCCACUAAACAAAAAAUUUCCCUACGGCAAGCAGCCGAUUAGGGGAGUUAAUGUUGGUGGCUGGCUCUCCCUGGAACCCUUCAUAACCCCUUCAUUUUUCAGCCAAUACUCGUACAAAGCCAACAUCGUUGACGAGUACACGCUCUCCAAACGCCUUGCACCAAACGCAGCUCAACAGUUAGAAAAACACUAUGCAACAUUUAUAACCGAGCAGUCCUUCCGAGAAAUCCGAGAUGCUGGUCUCGAUCAUGUCCGCAUCCCUUACUCCUACUGGAUCGUGAAAAUUUUUGAUGAUGACCCUUAUCUUGAAAAAAUUGGCUGGAGAUAUCUCCUACGUGCUAUCGAGUACUGUAGGAAAUAUGGCUUGCGUGUCAAACUCGACAUGCACGGUGCACCGGGUAGCCAAAACGGGUGGAAUCACAGCGGUCGCCAGGGCUCGAUAAACUGGCUGCAAGGGCCCGACGGUGCCAAAAACGGCGAUCGCACUCACCAAAUUCACGAACAGCUGGCUACAUUCUUUGCGCAGGAGCGGUAUAAGAAUGUGGUUACUAUCUAUGGGCUCGUGAAUGAGCCUAUGAUGCUGAAGUUGGAUAUCGAGACUGUUAUUAACUGGACUACAAAAGCAAUAUCGAUAAUUAGGAAGAGCGGCUUGAAGGAUAUAAAACUUGCGUUUGGAGACGGGUUUCUCAACCUGAGUAAAUGGAAGACGAUUAUGCAGGAUGUUGAUAAUAAUCUCAUGUUGGAUACGCACCAGUAUACCGUUUUCAAUCUAGGCCAGAUUGGACUAGUGCAUCAGAAGAAACUAGAGCAUGUGUGCGAGAGCUGGGUUAAGUUGAUAUCUAAUUCGAAUUCGAAAGGCACAGGCUGGGGCCCUACCAUCUCCGGCGAGUGGUCUCAAGCAGAUACCGACUGCGCCAAAUUCCUCAACAACGUCAACGUCGGCAGCCGCUGGCUAGGGACCAUGGACCAUCCGCAGGCUAAAGACCAGGUCUUGGAACCCCGCUGCCCGACCCAGUGGCCUCGAGACAAUCCCGCUGCUAAAGGUCCUCCCUGUUCCUGCGACCGGGCCAACGGUGACCCGUCCAAAUAUUCAGAAUCGUACAAGAAGUUUCUACGGAUGUAUGCUGAGGCACAGAUGUUUGCGUUUGAGAAGGGAAAUGGGUGGUUCUAUUGGACGUGGCAGACGGAGACUGCGGUGCAGUGGAGUUAUAAGAAGGGGCUUAAUGCGGGGAUUUUGCCGCAGAAGGCGUAUGAGCCGGGGUUCAAGUGCGAGAGUGACACGAUUGCGGCGUUUGGGGAGCUGGAUGAGUUCUACUGGUUUUAA